Messenger RNA from Papaver somniferum (opium poppy), 468 nucleotides. RefSeq names its product protein PHLOEM PROTEIN 2-LIKE A1-like. The transcript is spliced from 2 exons. The record is from RefSeq and is a predicted model, not a curated record. Bases 1 to 468 code for a protein of 155 amino acids. NCBI's taxonomy places the organism in Eukaryota, Viridiplantae, Streptophyta, Magnoliopsida, Ranunculales, Papaveraceae.
AUGUUGUUUCCAAGGAGUUUUGGAAUCACUUGGGAGCACGACACACGGUACUGGACUUGGCUUUCAAUAACAGAGCCAUCAGCAAGUGGCGAUGAGGAGAUCGAAGUGCCUGAGCUUGUAAAGGUGUGCUGGCUGACUAUACAUGGGAAACUAGUGAUAUCAAGACUCAGUCCUGGAGUAAAUUAUGAGGUUGUGUUUAUAGUGAUGCUUCAAGAAGAUGGUUAUGGAUGGGAAGUACCUGUGGAUCUAUGCCUAGUACUCCCAGAUGGAAAAAGACUGAUUCAGAAAGUGAACUUAGAAACAAUGCCGAAAUCACAGUGGAUCGAGAUUCACGUUGGAGAUUUCAAAACACCACACCAGCUUGGUGAUCAAGAAAAAGAAGUCAAUUUUAUUAUGUCAGAACACGAAAAGUUGAACUGGAAAAAAGGACUUGUUAUCGAAGAAGUCAUUAUUCGACCUAAGAAAUAA